ACGGGCGGUGUUCCUAAGAAGCAASGGCCGGCAGCCCAAGGCACGGCCCAUCCUGGCGCACGUUGGGUGCGGCGGUGCCUCGGCGUCUCAGCCGCUUGCCGGCUCCCGUAACCCCGGGCACCCGUUGGUGGCGCAGCCCGCGCCGAUUCUAGAAAGGUUCCACGCCGGGCGCGGCGCCGGGCUGCGGAGCCAGGGCCGGCCUCUGCGCAAUUUGCGUAGCGAACGAUGCCCGCGCAGGCGCAGGAGGGGGCGGAGCAGCGGGAGCCGGGGAGCUGGAGCCCCGGGUCCCGGCGACCGGAGCCCGCUCCCCCAGCCGCGGCCUGAGGAUUGAGCAUCGGCCUUUCCUGCCCCCCGCGGCUGGAGGGUGGAGGCGGUGGGCGGGGGAGAACGGCUGGAUUCUCAAGGACCGACAAAGAAGCCCCCAUACGGAUUAUUGGAGGAGAGAGAGCCCCCAAGCUUGGGGAGGGGGAGAGCCGGGCGUUGGGCGCCCCCGCAGCGAUCACUGCCCUAAGCUGACCGGUAUCUGCCGGCUCUCCCCCUCCUGCCAGGCGGACUUGAGCGACCAGAGCCAGGGACUCCUCUCCUUCAGCCUCUGCAUCCCCGCAUCCCCCUGGCUCUGAGGCCAGCCCAGGGAGAGACACCCCAACCCCCCACCUCCUUUGCCCAGGAGAGGACUGCCCUUCUACAUCCCAGAGCCAGGGGCCCAGGUUGCCUGUGUCUCCCAAGGCAAGGGUCUUUCUGUUGAGGAGGAAGGCCCUGGCCAGCCACAACUUCUAUCCUUCUGAGUUCCCAUCUCUUGUCACUGCACCCUCCGUAUUUAUUUCCCUGCCCCCUUGCCAGUCCUCCAUCUCUUUCUCUGGGAUUCAGGCCUCCUUCCCUGACAUGGAGAGUAACCUGUCUGGCCUGGUGCCUGCUGCCGGCCUGGUUCCUGCCCUGCCGCCUACUGUGACCCUGGGGCUGACUGCGGCCUACACUACCCUGUAUGCCCUGCUCUUCUUCUCUGUCUAUGCCCAGCUCUGGCUGGUGCUUCUGUAUGGGCACAAGCGUCUCAGCUAUCAGACAGUGUUCCUGGCACUCUGUCUUCUCUGGGCCGCCCUGCGUACUACCCUCUUCUCCUUCUACUUCCGUGACACUCCCCGAGCCAAUCGCCUGGGGCCCUUGCCCUUUUGGCUUCUCUACUGCUGUCCUGUCUGCCUGCAGUUCUUCACACUGACGCUCAUGAACCUCUACUUUGCCCAGGUGGUGUUCAAGGCCAAGGCGAAGCGUCGGCCAGAGAUGAGCCGAGGCUUGCUGGCCGUCCGAGGGGCUUUCGUGGGGGCCUCGCUGCUCUUUCUGUUGGUGAACGUGCUGUGUGCAGUGCUGUCCCGCCGGCGCCGGGCACAGCCCUGGGCCCUACUGCUGGUGCGCGUCCUGGUGAGCGACUCCCUCUUUGUCAUCUGCGCCCUCUCUCUUGCUGCCUGCCUCUGCCUGGUUGCCCGGCGGGCCCCUUCCACUAGCAUCUACCUGGAGGCCAAGGGGACCAGUGUGUGCCAGGCGGCUGCAAUGGGUGGCGCCAUGGUCCUGCUGUAUGCCAGCCGGGCCUGCUACAAUCUGGCAGCCCUGGCCUUGGCGCCCCGGAGCCGGCUGGAUGCCUUCGAUUACGACUGGUACAAUGUUUCUGAUCAGGCGGAUCUGGUAAAUGACCUGGGGAACAAGGGCUACCUGGUGUUUGGCCUCAUCCUCUUUGUGUGGGAGCUCCUGCCCACCACCCUGCUAGUGGGCUUCUUCCGUGUGCAUCGGCCCCCGCAGGACCUGAGCACCAGCCGCAUCCUCAAUGGGCAGGUCUUUGGCUCCCGUUCCUACUUCUUCGACCGAGCUGGGCACUGUGAGGACGAGGCCUGCUCCUGGGAGCAUCGCCGGGGGGAGAGCACCAGCAUGUCGGGCAGCCUAGGCUCUGGCAGCUGGUACGGCGCCAUCGGGCGUGAGCCAGGCUGGUGUGGGGGCAGCCAGACGAGGACCACUCCUCUGCUCUUCUCCCAGGUGCCAGGACCAGGCGGCCAUCACCACAGUCUCUACUCGACCCCACAGACGUGACCCCCCUUGUGCUCCCCCCCAGAGCACUCAGACCCCAGUCCCCCUCACCCCAGGCCCCUGUGCCACGUUUAUCUGCCGCUUCUUGCCCAGAAUCCUGGGGGCCAUGACAGCCACCCCCUCUGGCCGGCUCCUUGCUGCUCCUGUUGUAGUGAGCUAGUGCCGUUGCCCCGAGGAUGGGAGGGCGCGGCCCUAGCUGCCAGAUGCCUACAGCGCCCUGGCAUGACCUGCCACCUCCGCUUCCACACUGGAGCCAGCUACCUCUCCUGUGCCUGCCACUCAAUAAAGUGUCUGUGCCCC
Urocitellus parryii (Arctic ground squirrel) is the source of this 2370-nucleotide messenger RNA. RefSeq names its product G protein-coupled receptor 137 (gene Gpr137). Gene Ontology annotation, cellular component: lysosomal membrane. The record is from RefSeq and is a predicted model, not a curated record. Gene Ontology annotation, biological process: negative regulation of osteoclast differentiation; positive regulation of TORC1 signaling; negative regulation of bone resorption. NCBI's taxonomy places the organism in Eukaryota, Metazoa, Chordata, Mammalia, Rodentia, Sciuridae.